CCUCUUGUACUGCCUGGAUUGCCUAUGAGGGAAGAUCUGCGCGCUCAAUUUUCGCCGUAUGAACGCGCUACUACUCAGGCGGCCUAGGCAGUGAUCGUCUAUCGCUUCCUGGAUGAUGGUGACGUGAAGCUCGGUCAGCGCAUGGCGUCGUGACCGUCUGCCUCUUGUCAAGCAACAGCGACGUGGGCCUGGGUCAUCUCAGAGGACGCAAGAUGCCCGGACAGAAACGAAGGAUCAACGAGCUGACGGCCGUGGAGAUCGACCCAAUAGUGCAGUCGCUCGUACCUUUCGUCGCGGGGCUUGACCGGGACGAUGAAAGCACUGCCGGAGUGGUCGAGGCGAUCGAAAGCUUGUUCUCCAAACUUAAACGAGGCUCGCGCGCACCCUCAAUUGCUACCGUGUUGGAUCUGCAGGAGCUGCGGAUUUACCCCUACGGACUGGAAUUCAAAGAGGAUGCCGCGAAGGGCCUGGCACGCCAGCGAGGCGCGGAAGAAGUGGACAACAACUUCCUAACUUUGGCUAACACGAAAGCACUGUUCAGACUCGUGCGUAAGCACAUGUCGACUGCGUCACUUGCUGGAUCCCGGAUGCUAAUCGAUGUCAUAUUCCUGCGACUGGCGUCCGUACUGAGCACCGAUCAAGACAGCCUCUCAAUCGUCUCAGACUGGACAGCCCUCAACACAUCCCUUGAUAGCAGGCAUUCGCUCCAAGGCGUGAUAGACUAUCUCAUCGCGAAGCGCCCCUCCAAGUACUCUGGUCUCGUGUUGUCGGACCCGGUCGGGGCGCUCAAUAGGCCGGACCUAGUUCACACCGGAUCUUCGAACAUCUACGAGGCUCGCACGUCUUCUGAGCUCCAGUCUGGACUAACGCAGGCGGUCAUGGCAUCAGCGGCGUCCUGUCGUGAAACGCACAAAGAGUGUGCGAGGGGUGCCGUCACGUGUGGUGAUCGUUGGAUAUUCUUCGCAUACCAAGCGCCUAAAGGAGGCGAUUAUGCCAAGUACGCUCGGACUGAGGUGCUAGAUAUUGGCAAGGACGCUGAGAACCUGGAUCUGAUCCUUGGUAUUCUGGUUGAUUGGAUCGAGAACUCAGAAGUGUUUGGACCUCAGAAAUACUUCUACAUCAUCUAGGGUCGACUAUAUUUGGAUGACUACGGGAAUGUCACAUAUCGCAAUAGCUAGCAACAGCCUUAAUAUACCCUGAUCGCAUGUCCUUGUACGUUGGAUGAUGUCCAGAUCGUGUCCAGAUUGGUACGCAUGUGGCAACGCAAGGCGGGCGAAGGACGAGAAGAUGUACUAG
Molecule: messenger RNA, 1296 nt
Organism: Dichomitus squalens LYAD-421 SS1
Lineage: Eukaryota; Fungi; Basidiomycota; Agaricomycetes; Polyporales; Polyporaceae
Exons: 7
Coding region: 213-1127 (304 amino acids)
Source: RefSeq, a predicted model, not a curated record